This is a messenger RNA of Rubroshorea leprosula, 1777 nucleotides long. Lineage: Eukaryota; Viridiplantae; Streptophyta; Magnoliopsida; Malvales; Dipterocarpaceae. The record is from the annotation of a GenBank genome assembly.
UUUGCUGUAUUUACUACUGAAGUGUUGCUAAAAGUUCAACAGAGCUAAUUCGACAUCCAAACUCUUGCACGUGGUAUAUUUGGAUUCAACACCAAGUUCUGCAUUACCAAGAUCAAGUAACUUAUGAGUUUUGUUGAUUCUAACUCUAGUGAAGAUUUUGAUUCUCUUUUCACCCUUUCUGAUUUAGACUUAAGUCCUUUUAAAAAGGCUAGGUUUAUAAGUGAGAGUGACAUGGAAUGUGAGUUAGAAUUUACUAAAGGUCCUAACUACAUCCCUCCUCCUACUCCGUGCAACGAGAGUUACAAAACAGAAGAUAUGUCAUCAGAGGAAACAUUAAGUGCUGGGAGAAGUGAGGAAGUGAAGGCACUCGAAAACAUUGGUAUAGAGACUGAAUUGUUUGGGUCAGAGAGCACAGAGGAGGAUAUGGGUGGGGAAGAGGUGGGUGAAGGAAAGGGGGAGGGGAUCCCUUCGAAUAUUUUAGAAGUUAAGGGUGGGAGGGAUAUGUGUUAUGAUGUGGAGGCAGACAAUGUGUUUGAAGUAAUGGGGUAUGAGACUGAAUGCCUAAGUAGGGAGAGCUUGAUUCACAUAGUUGAAACGAGAGAUGCAGAAGUGGAAUUUUUGUCUACUUGGAAUGCGAAGAAAGCAAAUCAGAAUAAGUAUAGUCUGAAUAGGGAUGAAGAGGAGGAGAUAGAGAAGUUGGUGAAAAAGGGAAUUGAUGGUGUAGACAUCAUGUAUCUCGCCAACUCAACUGUUGUGGAGGCGGCUGAGCUUUACGGAGCAAGCUCUUUGAAUGAAGCUAGGGGGGUGGUAAUCCCUAAGAAGCCACAAAAGAAGUCAAAGACUUCUGUAGCUACUACAAGUCAAGGGGGAGCUGAAGGCAAAGAAAAGGGGCAUUUUUCCAGUACCUCAAUCCAAGCUCCAACACAUGAGAGUAAAGGGGAUGAAGUGGUUGAGUUCGUACUUUGUCCUCCCCCAAUUGAGCUCGAUCCAGAGCUUAAGGAGAGCAUAACAGUUGAGAAGAGGUUUAUAAACUCAACAUUUCCUAAGGUGGAUCGUCGCCGAGCGAGGGAAGAAGUGCUAAGUCAUGGUAGGGUUGGGAUUGUUCGGCAUGUCCUUGAGGAAUUUUUUGAAACCCUCAAGGAACGUAACACCUUGGCAAAGGAAAAUGAGGAUUUGGGGAAGAAGAAGGAGGAGGUAGAGAAGGAUCUAGCAAAGGCUAUGCUAGAGCUCGUGCGGCUUCAAGAGGAGAAUGAUUCAUUGAAGAUGAAGCUCGUGUUUGAGGAGAGGAAGAGGAAGAUGUCUUUCUCUGACUGUAGAAAGAAAGUGAAAACACAACAUCCUAAACUGGAUGUGACUGGUGUCACCUUUGGGGAGCAAGAAAGAGGAGUGGAGGAAAAUGGUGAGAGCAUGAUAGCUGACUUUUGUCUUGAAGUCGAGCUAAAAUGGGAUCACAACAGUGAAAAUUGUACCAUUUUUCCUCUGAACUUCAACUUCAAGUUUGUUGCAAUUGAGGAGGGAGAACCAUAAGUCAGAAGUGCUGAGGUUGGGGGUGCUGAGGUUUGAGAGAGAACAAACUAGAGUAAGAAGUCAACCAGCAACCUCCACCAGCAGAGUCGCGAGCCUUUAUUUGUUUUGUUUUGAUAUUUGAGCAAUUUAUUUGAAGGAUUAUUGUAAUUUAUCUUCACAUUUAUGUUAUUAAUUCAUUUGUGAUUUAUUAUAUUCAUUUAGUUAUGUUAUAAUUAUUUAUGAUAAAGAUUGAAAUAGAGUCUAAGUUCGC